GAAGAAUCAUGUGUGAGCGACAAAAGGCGUGGAUCAAGGUCAACGAGAUGAUUUUGUUUAACGAGUUAAAUAACUAUGGUGUGUUUUAAAACGUAAAUAUAUAUUCUAAUUAUGUAGAGGAGUGUAACAUCAAAAUAUUUACUAUAAUAUUAAAUAUUUAUAAACGGGUUCGGGAAAAAAGUGAUGUGUGAAAAAUGAUCCGGUGAAAAAUAAAAGUUCUAAAUCAAAACAGUUCGGAUAGCAGUACACAGUGUAACAUACUUCGCUCGUGAAUAGUUCGAACGGUUCUACUAAAAAUAAACUAUUGCAGUAUUGGAUUUUUGACAAAUUUUCGUAAUAAAAAACAUGUCCGAAGAAACAAAGUGCCAAGUUUGUCGAAAACCGGCCAGUAAUCGAUGUAGCGGUUGCCAUUUCGUUCACUAUUGUAGCAAAGAACAUCAAAAAAGUGAUUGGAAACAACAUAAAAAGUAUUGCAAACCGUUUAAGGUAUAUAUUGACGAAACUUCCGGAAAAUAUUUGAGAUCGACUAAAGAUCUACACUCAGGAGAUGUAAUAUUCCAAGAAACUCCGUUGAUUUGGGGUCCGAAUCGAUCUACGGUCCCUGUAUGUUUGGGUUGCGGUAAAGAAAUAAACGAAAAUAACAGUAGACCUUGUUCGAAAUGCGGAUGGCCGAUGUGCAGCGAUUUGUGCGAAAAAGCACCAGGGCAUAUACCGGAAUGCAGAUAUACGGUAUUAAAAGGCGAUGAUAAAAUGUCCAUUAGAAAUUUCGGUAUCAUUCAUCCGAGCUACCAGUUUGUAACUAUUUUGAGACUGCUCUAUCAAAAACAAUUCCUACCGGACAUUUGGAAAAAAAUCCAAUCGUUAGAAACACGUGAUAAUCAAAGAAAAAAUAUUCACGACUAUGAACGUGAUAGUAUACAAAUAGCAAAAUUCAUAUUGAAAUUUUUCAAAUUAGAUACAGUAUUUACUGAGGAUGAUGUCUUAAAAAUAUGCGGAAUAUUAAAAGUAUAUUCACACGAAGUUCCUUGUACCGAUCCCCCCCACGUGGCCAUUUACGAACAAUCGUUGUUUUUGGAACACAGUUGCGUUGCUAAUUGCGCCAAAAGUUUCUCAGAAAAAGGAUGUAUCGUAAUAACCGCCGGCGCCGAUAUAAAAAAAGGCGGUAAACUCAGUAUUUGUCGCACGAAUCUUAUACGAGGUACGUCCGAUAGGAGACGCCAUCUUUACGACACAAAAUUAUUUUGGUGUUGUUGUCCGAGGUGUUCGGACCCUACGGAAUUCGGCACGUAUUUCAGCGCUCUAAGAUGUCAAGAUAGUAACUGCAAAGGGUAUUUACUCCCGAAAACGUUUAUAGAUAACAAAACGAACGACAAAGGUUCCGAUUGGUACUGUAACGAAUGCCCCAGUAAACUAUCCCCUUAUGCAGUACAAGAUCUGCUAGAUAGAAUCGGAAAAGAUUUAACGGAAAUGCCGAAAGAUAACAUCAAAGAAUGCAAGAAUUUUAUCGAUAGCUACGAAGAACUUUUACAUCCCAACCAUUAUUAUUUAACCGAGGUGAAAAUAGCCCUAAUCAAUUUGAUAGGCGAAGAAAAAAACGGACUAAGAGACGUUUCUGAAGAAAAUCUACAAUUAAAAUUGAAAUUCUGUCAGAAUUUAUGCGAUUUAUUCAAACAAUUAACACCAGGUGAAAAUAAAAUGAGAGGAAAAAUUCUUUAUGAACUUCAAGCUACUGUUGUCGAAAUUGGUCGACGUAAAGCCGAUCCUAACAUUGUUUACGCUUCUUUAAUAGAAUCCAAAAAGCUUCUAGAAGAAUGUACUUCGCUCUUGAAACACGAGCUUGAAUCAUCAUUGGAGGGGAAAAUAUACGAAAAAGCAACAAAAAAUUUGAAAGAAUUGCAAUUAGUACUUCGAACAGUACACGAAGCUAUGGGACAAUCACCAGCUUAAACAAAAUAUAUUUUUUUUGUUAUUUGCAGAUUUUAUUCGUGUUCUCAUACGUUUUAAAUAAAAUAUUGAGAUUA
Molecule: messenger RNA, 2021 nt
Organism: Diorhabda sublineata
Lineage: Eukaryota; Metazoa; Arthropoda; Insecta; Coleoptera; Chrysomelidae
Product: SET domain-containing protein SmydA-8-like
Exons: 8
Coding region: 346-1947 (533 amino acids)
Molecular function (GO): protein binding
Source: RefSeq, a predicted model, not a curated record